This is a messenger RNA of Didymodactylos carnosus, 726 nucleotides long. Lineage: Eukaryota; Metazoa; Rotifera; Eurotatoria; Philodinida; Philodinidae. The record is from the annotation of a GenBank genome assembly.
AUGACAACAUUACCCACCGAGAUCAUAUUUAGACAUGGUCUUGAACAGCGUCAGCUUAUUUUGAAUGAAAAACUAAUUCUAGCACUAAAUGAUAUUUGUAGCAGAGUCAACCUGGAGUUAGAAGAAUUAGCUAAAAGUCAGCAAAUUAAAAAUAUUGUACAAGUUACACGUCAGCAAAUCCGUACACAAAUUAUUUCUACUAAUGAUUUACAAUUAUGGUGUAAUGAAAGAAUUAAUUACCCACCAGCUAAUCAAUUGCGUCGGGUUUUUAUACCGUUUUAUGAAGUAAAAGAUAUUGAUAAUAUAUUUGUGUAUUAUAAAUGUCAUUUUCAUCCAAUUGGCUUAUGCUGGGUAUCAUCUGAUGACGCUGCUUCAACAUAUAAAACAUUAUUUCAAGGUGUUCCUAUAUGGGUGUCUAACAUUAAUCAACAAACAUAUUUGAUAUCACACGUGAUGGGUGAUGAAGCUGCAGGUAUUACAAGUGCAAUGUCAGUUAUACCACAAAGUCGUAGAUUAAUGUGUUGGGCACAUAUGAUUAGAAAAUAUCGUGAACAUAGAAAAUUGAUUCCAAAUGAACAAAAAUGGUUACAUGUUGAAAAAGAUAUUGUUAAUUUACAAUUAUGUUUUCAAGAUGAUUUGUUUAAUCAAGCAGCAAGUUUGUUAUUAUGUAAAUGGGGUUUAGACAAUCAACUAGAUGGAUUUUGUACAUAUUUUGAAGGACAAUAG